GGUCUACGCAUCAUUGACUACACCAACGAAUUAUUCGAUAUUUUAUACUUUUAGGGCUCUUCAGCCUCGAUAGACCACAGUUAUGGCGUGUGGUGGUUUCGCAUGUAGUAAAAAUGCCUUAGUGGCACUCAAUGUCCUGUACAUGUUUGUUUCCUUUAUUUUAAUUGGUGUAGCUGCAUAUGGUAGAAUUUUAGCAAUCGUCACAAGUAUAGCUAUUAUUGGUGGAAUCAUUGCCUGUGGAGUUUUCUUAUUUUUCAUUGCACUUGUUGGACUCGUAGGAGCUGUCAAACAUCACCAAGUCCUACUUUUCUUUUAUAUGAUAAUUUUAUUUUUAGUGUUUCUCUUGCAAUUUGCAAUCUCCUGUGCAUGUUUGGCAUUAGAUUUAGAAGCACGAAGACAGUUGGUAACUGCUGGUUGGGCACAUACAUCAGCACAGACAAAGGAAGAAGCCCAGGUUCGGAUUAACUGCUGUGGUCUUUAUUCACAGAAUGAAACUGUUCCUGGACAACGUGACCAUCCAGAUUGUGUUGAUACUCAUGUGCCUUGCUGUGGUGAAGGUAAAAAUAUUGGUGACUAUUGUCCAGAAUGUAGAACAUGUAUAGCUGCGAUAGAAGAUACGAUGGAAAAGGCUUUGCGAAUAAGCGGUGGUGUGGGGUUGUUUUUUAGCUUUACAGAGUUGCUUGGAGUGUGGCUAGCAGUUAGGUACAGAAAUCAAAAAGACCCAAGAGCUAAUCCCAGUGCUUUCUUAUGAAAUGAAAAGUAACAUUCUUGGUUUUCACAAAAGUAAAUUAUUUGACUUCAUUAUUAACCGUGUUUGUCUGAGAAUGUUAAAAUUUUAACAUAUUGUGCUGUUUGCAUGGGAAAGUAAAUAAAAACAAUUCUCAGUAUCUCAAAUCCGGCGAUGAUCAUGUGACUUUUAAAUUUGCAGGGAUGACAUGCUUGUUCUAAAAUACAAAAUGCUCAUUGUUUUGCUGGAAAUGGACGACUAUAAAAUAAGUACAUGUAGUUAUAUUUGAUAUUCAGUUCAUUGUUUUAGCCGAUGAAAUAGGGCAUGAUUGCUGUUUCUGUUUGAUGCAAAUGUCUUCUGUUGUCCCUUUUCCCCAGUGAUGUGGAUAAAAGCCUGUACCCGGUCACAACAACCAGUUAUACACUAACUGUGAUUGGCUACAAAUGUGUAAAUUUUUUGGAAAUGAUCGAUUUACAGCACAAUCAACUUGUUAUCAAAUAACAAACACUGGAGGCACUGAAACAAAGUGAAAACUGCCGCACACUUUUGUUAGCUGCAUAUGUUCGUAGGCUGCACACGUUCGUAGGCUGCACACGUUAAGUUGCACAUGUUUGUAUGUUGCACAUAUUUGCUAGUGGCGCACAUUGGAAAGUCUCGCAUGUCGUAUUUGAGAUACUGAGAAAUAACUCCACUGUGCCAUAUUUAUUCUUGUCCCAUAUUGUUAGUAUUAUUGGUUUACACCACAACUCACCUGUGAGUACUGUGAUAAUGUGGAUCAUACACAUGCUUCAAACCAGCAACAUUGCCAGCUUAUUUGUUAGUAAGGUGAUUCCCUGACAACUUUGGCAACCAUGGAAAUUGUCAUUUAUUAGCGCUUCCAUACAAAAUGCAGGGGGUGAUCAUGAGGUGAAAAUGUCUGAGCUUUUGUCCUUAUUGCCAACUUAUCUCGCACAAUAGCCUAGUUUAUGUGUUUCUGAUUAAAGUCAAGCUUGUGUAUACUACGGAUAACUAUUAUCUAUGCCCUGAUUCAACAUCAGACAUUGAUUUCUCUGUUUUAUUGCAUUAACAAGCUUCAAAAGAUCACAAUUUUAUAAGAAAGCAAGAAAAAGCUAUUUAAAAAAAAAACACUUUCAGAAUAAUUGCUUAAUAAAAAAACAAGUAAAUUUUUUUUUUGGUAUCAGGAGUAUAGUGGAUCAAAAUCGCCAGAGGUCCUGAAAGCGACAUUCUUAUAUUGUUUAGAUUCAAAGUACUGUGAUUUUUAAUGGUAGGGAUUAACAUUUGAUGAUUUGAGGGUUUCGUAAUUAUCCAGAACUGAAAAAAUUGUUUUGCUUGUGAAUUUAUAUUGAACUGGCCGCUGUUGAGGUGUUGGUCACAACGACUCGUGUUACAUGAUUUUGCUUUAAUGUAGAUGUAUAAGUUACAUACUUUUUUGCUCAGUUGUGGAGGCCCAAAAAUCCCCCCUCCCACAAGGGAAAAACGGGAAAAAUCUCAAUUGGCUUCUUGUUUAUCGGCUAUACUACCAUAACAUGUUUUGCCUUCAUAGAUUCUUCGCAUAUACUUGGCUAAACUUUGUAAAUAAUGUAAAAAAUAUAGUCGAGAAACCAGCUAUUACCACUGUGUGACUCUUGCAUUUUUCUCUUCAGAGUAUAGGAUAGCCUACAACAUAUCUUAAAAAAAUGGUGCAAUACUUUGUAAAUAUAGUUAUAGUGAAUCAAAUGUAGUGUACAUCUGUUUGAACUGCUUUUUUGGGCUUAAAAAAAAUAUUUCAGGUCAUGUUCCUCAAAGCUUUUUCGCAAAAAAAUGAUAAAUCGAAAAGCACAAUUUUGAAAUAAAAACAAAGUGUGCUUGUAUAAAUUUAGGUAACAAAUUGACCAGAAAUAUCCCCCCCCCCCCCCUUUUGCACUUAAUAUUUGGUAAUCAUAGUCCAUGUUAAUGGUACUUCAGUCGUGCCAAAAGAAAAACAGACUUAAACAUCACAUUAUUCUGAAUACUGUUACUACACCAGUUGUACAACCCUGGCUAUAAUCCCAAAUUCAUAAAACCGUUGAUGCAUGAUGGUUGCCAUUACGUUGUGAACUUGUUGUAACUGAAAUGGCAGCUCGUAUGUGACUAUGAAUUUCCCGCGACUAUGAUUAUUUUCUUUUAUUUUCACAAUAGUUGUAGUUUUCGGUUUUCUGCAAAUUGACUCGGAGGCGGUUCCUACAGUACUGUAAAAUACUUGCUGGGAAUUUAUUUUCGCUGAAGGGAUGAAAAUAAAUUCCCGUUAAUAUACCUUUAUUUCUAUAUUUUACAUUCAACAAACAACAUACAAAACGCCCAAAGUCUUUUCAGUGAAGAAUAAUUCUACAAUGAGGUAUUUUAAGGUACAAGAAUUAAGGAUUUGUAAAAUUAGAGAAAAAUGUGUAUUUUAUGUAUAUGCAUGGUAGAAUCAUCUAGAUUUAUUCAUUGUUGAUCUUUCUGACUUUCCAGUAUUUGAAUUCUCGUAUUUGUAGUGGGUUUGACCAUGGAGGUAAUUACCUCCAUGCUUUGUCACAAUUGUAUGUUAAAUACUCCACCAAUCAGUAGUUAAAACAGGGUGUUUAUGCAAGUUUAUCUGUGAUCUUCAAACUUCAUCAAUGCUGGAUGGUGCACUAAAAAAAAAAGCAGGACCACACUUAUAAUAUGCUAUAUGUACUCUUGUUUGUAAACAAAUUUUUCUGAUUUGAUGAUUUAAUUGUGUUAAUCGGGACACAAAGUUGAUGUGAUUUUUUGUCUUUAGAACCCAGUAAAAUGUUUGCGAAUUUUGCCUUGCUUGAAAUUUAAGCGAUUUACAGUACAAUGACCAACAUAUUUCUCACAUUUGAACUUGCUAAAAAAUAAAGCACCAGUGUAAAACUGCACAAUUUGACUUGGGUCAGAUGUUAUAUUUAGCAUAACAAGUAUAUAGUUGAAUACAUUGGCACCAGAUUAGUACUAUGAUUUUUUGCCAUUACAUGUUAGUAUAUUCUAUUUACAAGUUAAUACUGUUGUGUACAUUUGUAUUACGUUCUGAUCUUUGCAUUCUAGAUAACACUCCUUUUCAACUAUAACAGGGCAGAUCCUUUGAAAGAUUUUGUUGAGUAAAAAUGUUUGUGACUAAAUCCCAGAAAAAACACCAUUUGCUCUUAUUACGAUGACCGUAACCUAACAAUUUGUGGAUUUGGUUUUUGUCUAAUAUUAGACGCCUGCUUUGUGUACAUAUAAUAUGAAAAUGAGCCAGUCUUUAUGAGGUUUGUACCUGCAAAAUGUUAUUUCUAUGAGGAUGUUAAUUUUGUUUUUGUGAAUUGUCAGGGUAGAUUGGUAAAUUAUUUUACACUUUUUUUUUUGUGUAUAAAGUUUGCAUCGUUCAUUGAUUUAAAAUUAUUUUAACAAUUGUUCUUGAUAAAUCUUGGUUUCCUUCGUUGAAGAAUCAAGGGAGUAAAGUUGCUUUUCAGUAUGUCAUGAAAUUUUGCACGUUUGCAACUGCAAUCUUUAUAGUAGCAUGGAUGCAGUGUGCAAACUGGAGUAUCGUACUGGUGGGAAAACACUCAUCCAACUUUUUCUUAAUUCAACAAUGGACAAUUUUGGGUUCUUUAAUUCAUAGGUUAUCAUAUCCUAGAGUUUCAAUGUAUAUGCAAGGAAGGGGUAAGCAGAUUUCCGGUAGUCGUAUUCAGUUUUCAGAACUUUUUUUAUCCAAGAUGUUUAUUAUUGUACAAUGUAGACGUGUUUUCUUUUUAAAGUUUUUGUUGUAGAUUUUGUAUUCACAAAAAAGCAGGACACAUUUUAGUAUUCGCCAAUGCAUCCAAAAGUCUGUUAAAAUUUGAAGCAAACUGUCUUAUAAACGACUAGCCAUAAAAUCAAUCUGCUCCUCAUAACUUUUAUGACACUCGCGUGUACAAGUAGGUUAGUAAUUUGAGAAUUCAAAACUGUUGUAUUGUGUGCAUGUUUUUAGAAAUUUUUUUUGGUGUAUUUUGAAUUUAUUGCUGGUUUCAUCAAUUGAUGAUAAAACUAUAAUAGUUCAUGUAAAAGUGAUGUAAUGAAAAUAAAUAUAAUUGGGAAAUAUU
Molecule: messenger RNA, 4788 nt
Organism: Saccoglossus kowalevskii
Lineage: Eukaryota; Metazoa; Hemichordata; Enteropneusta; Harrimaniidae
Product: tetraspanin-13-like
Cellular component (GO): membrane
Source: RefSeq, a predicted model, not a curated record